CAGUAUCAUCAUCAAAGCGUCUUCUUGCGUGAUCAUGGAUGCCUCUCCCUCGAGUAUUAAGUUAUUUUUACUUUGCUUUCUUUCUACAAUUAUGUUUAAUUCCGUCAUGUGCAGUUUUAAGAUUGAUUGCAACAAGAAGGACAUGAACACACUCUUACGCUUCAAACGAGGAGUCAAAGAUCCUUCAGGCUUGCUCUCUUUAUGGUUUCCAAAUUUAGAUUGUUGUCAAUGGACAGGGGUCAAGUGUGAUAAUAUCACAGGUAGAGUUACACAACUUCAUCUUCCUUGUCAUACAAAUCAACCUAAAUUUGUUGAUAUUGAAGCGAGAGACGACAAAUCACACUGUCUAACAGGUGAACUUAGCCUCACUUUGCUAGAACUUGAAUUUUUGAACUACUUGAAUUUAAGCAACAAUGACUUCAAGUCUAUGCAAUAUAAUUCAAUGAGUAGUCACAAGUGCGAUGACUUGUCAAGAGGUAAUUUUCCUUAUCAGUGUGGAAACUACACCAACCUCCUUUAUCUUGAUUUGUCAUACAAUCAUGAUCUUUUUGUCCAUAAUCUCCAUUGGAUUUCCCGUCUUUCCUCAUUGGAAUAUCUCAACCUUGGUGGUGUUUAUCUUCAAAACGAUAUUGAUUGGCUUCAAUCUGUCACCAUGCUCCCUUCACUUUUAGAGUUGCAUUUGAAGAGUUGUCAACUUGAAAAUUUAUAUCCACUUUUUCAAGGUGCUAAUUUUACUUCACUCCAAGUUUUAAAUCUUGCUGACAAUCAAUUUUUGUCUGAGUUGCCUGGUUGGUUAUUCAAUCUUAGUUGUCAAAUCUCUCAUAUUGACCUUAGUCGAAAUCAGAUACAUAGCCAAUUACCUAAAGCAUUGCCAAAUCUUAGAAGCCUUAAAUCCUUGGUUUUAUCUGAUAAUUCUCUCAAAGGACCCAUUCCAAGUUGGUUAGGAGAACUUGAACAACUACAAGAACUUGAUCUUUCUCAUAAUUUCUUUUCUGGCCCAAUCCCCACAAGUUUGGGAAAUCUAUCAUCCUUGAUUACAUUGAUACUUAAGUUUAAUGAGUUGAAUGAGACUCUUCCAAACAAUCUCGGACAACUCUUCAACUUGGAGACCUUUGAAGUUUCAGAAAAUCACUUAAAUGGAAUUGUAUCAGAAAGGAAUUUACUUUCUUUAACAAAUUUAAAGUACUUUUCCAUGAGUUCGCCAGCCCUAAACCUUGAUUUUGAUCCUAAAUGGGUCCCUCCUUUUCAACUUCUAGAAAUUGAAUUGGGUUACGUGAGAGACAAACUUCCUGCAUGGCUAUUUACACAGAGUUCUUUAAAAGAUGUAAAGAUUGUACAUUCAACAGCUUCAUUUGAACCUCUUGACAAGUUUUGGAACUUUGCAACUCAACUUGAAUUCAUUGAUUUGGAGAACAAUACAAUCAAUGGGGACAUAUCAAAUGUGUUGUUAAGCUCAAAAUUUGUUUGGUUAGUUUCCAACAAUUUAAGAGGUGGCGUGCCUCGUAUAUCACCAGAAGUGGUUGUUUUAAUUUUAUAUAACAACUCUUUGUCUGGAUCUAUUUCUCCUCUCUUGUGUGAUAGAAUGACAUAUAAAAGCAAUUUAGUGUUCUUGGCCUUGAGUUAUAAUCAUUUAUCUGGAGAACUCACAAAUUGUUGGAAUAAUUGGAAAUCGUUGAUUUAUAUAAGCUUAAGACACAACAACAUAACAGGAAAGAUUCCUCAUUCAAUGGGCUCUUUGUCUGACCUUCGUUUUCUGUAUCUAGAAAGCAAUAAGUUGUUUGGAGAGGUACCUUUUUCACUAAAAAAUUGCAAGAAUCUUGAGGUACUUGAUCUAAGUCACAAUAAUCUUUCUGGAGUAAUACCAAGCUGGUUGGGACAAGGUGUUAAAGGUCUUCAACUGAGAUCCAAUCAAUUCAGUGGCAGCAUUCCCUUACAGAUAUGCCAACUUCACUCUCUGAUAGUGAUGGAUUUUGCAAGUAAUAAAUUAUCAGGAUCGAUACCCAAUUGCUUACAUAACAUCACAGCUAUGCUUUCUGGUAAUUCUUCAACACUCGGCUUAAUCUCAUACUUUCGAGGUUCGCCAGUACUUUUGGGGGGUGGUAUUUUGAUGGUUGUUAAAGGAAAUGAGUUACAAUAUCUUACUGUAAUGAGGACGAUUGAUCUCUCAAGCAACAACUUGUCUGGAAGAGUGUCUUUAGAGAUGUAUAUGUUGUCUGGAUUACAGUCCUUGAAUUUAUCCCAUAAUCAAUUAAUGGGAACCAUACCACAAGAGAUUGGCAAAUUGCUACAAUUGGAGUCUAUCGAUCUCUCCAGAAAUCAUUUCUCAGGAGAAAUUCCUGCGUCCAUGUCAGCCUUGCAUUAUCUAGAGGUAUUGAAUCUGUCAUUCAACAAUUUUGUGGGGAAAAUCCCAUCAGGGACCCAACUUGGUUCUACAAACCUUAGCUAUAUCGGAAAUCCUGCACUCUGUGGAGCUCCACUUACAAAGAUAUGCCCACCUGAUGGAAAAUCCCACAAUACAAAACCAAAACCCAUGGGAGAAGAAGAAGAUGAUCAAGUACAUUUAUGGUUCUUCACUGGCCUGGGAAUUGGAUUUGCCGCGGGAUUUUGGGGAGUUUUUGGCACCAUUUUGUUCAACAGGAGAUGCAGGCAUGCUUAUUUUAGAUUUCUGCACCUAACGUAUGACUUUGUGAUCCGAAAGAUGCACUCAAUCCACUGAAACAUGAGGAAUCGCAACUGUGGUUCUUGAUGCGCAUGAUUUGACAAGUUAUUUCAUACAGAAGAUUUUGCAAGAGGUCACAGGAUUCGUCUGUUAUUAAAGAUAUAUUUAAAUAAAAAUUGUGACUUGUUUUUUAUGAAGUUACUCUUUAGAUAGUUGUAUCCAAACUUGAACACAUGCGUAAUACGAACAUGUCAAUCCCUAAUAGUAGAGUAGGGGUGUGUGACACUCACUUCAUGGGAUGCAAAUUGUAUUAUCAAGGUAUCAUUGUAGUGACCAUUUUCUAUAAGCUAAUGUUAAUAUAUAUUGU
Molecule: messenger RNA, 3026 nt
Organism: Cajanus cajan (pigeon pea)
Lineage: Eukaryota; Viridiplantae; Streptophyta; Magnoliopsida; Fabales; Fabaceae
Product: receptor-like protein EIX2
Molecular function (GO): protein binding
Source: RefSeq, a predicted model, not a curated record